UAACGUCACUAUUUUCUAACGAGUGUUCCGAAUAGUGUCCUCUAAUUAAGAAAAUGAAGUCGAUCGUAUUUUUGGGCCUUAUCGCCCUAGCCGCUGCCUCUGGUCAAUUUGAAGAAUACCAAAAGAACCAAUAUCAAGGGCAGAAGGUUUUUGGCAAUGCGGACAAUAAUUUUUCUCAGGCCGUGUACCAAGCAGAACAAGCGUAUCAAUACGCAGUAGCCGCUCAAAAAGUUUUGGCAACUAGCAACUUACCCGCAACUGUCUACCAAUAUGUGAGCCAACAAUUGGGAGAAGGUAUAGCAAAUGCACGAGUUGCUAAAGAAUUUUUCCAAGCUUACCAACAACAAUACUAUCAACAAUAUUUCGUUGAAAUUGCUUCGAACAGAAUUCAGCAAGCUUUGCAGUACUUCCAAAGAGCCUACCAAUACAUCAACGACCAACAAGUACAAGGUACCUUCACACAAAAUAUUGAAAACUUUGAACAGCCAAUCCAGAAUGCUGUGCAAGCUGCUCAAAAUGCAUACACUCUUUCACAACAGUUUGUCAGCGGAUCUCAAGGUACAUUCCAAGGUUUCCAACAAGGAUUCCAGUACCAAAAUGAAGAAAACUACGGUUUCCAAUACGUUAAGAACCAAUUCCAACAAAUUGAAAAAUUAGUUGCCACUGCUCAAGAGGCUGUUGAACAAAAUGGACCAUUUGAAAACGCAAGCUACAUUGUUGAAUACUUGAAGAAAGGUUUACAAUACAUUCAAAAUAUUUCUGAAAAGGUGCAACAAGGUCAGUUUUACAACUCGCCUUCAUUUGUAUUCCAACAGGCAAAACAAGCUUAUCAAGCAUUCUAUAACGCUUACCAAGCGGCUCGUAAACAAGGACAACGAACUGUUGCUCAACAAAUUAAUUUACUUCAACAACCCGUCCAGAACGUUGUCCGAGCUAUUCAACAAAACUAUUCCAACAAUGUACAAUUUGCUUCUCCCUCUGUUCAACCUGUUCAACAAUACGCUUACCCCACCUAUGGAGGAUACCCAAAUCAGUAUAACGGACCCUACAGCGCAGGAUACCCUUACACCACUUAUGGAUCUUAUGGAUUCGAGUCUUACGUUCCAGUAAACUACCCUUCAGCUGCAGCAUACCCCAAUGUCUAUUCCAAUGUACCAGCAUCAUCCCAGUAUGGAUAUUUCAGUAAACACGCCUACCCCUUCACUGGACCCUCUUAUCAAAACUACGAGGGAAAUGCACCAUAUGUUGCCUAAGCUUCAAAGGAGGAGAUUUAUAUGUUAUAUAAUAUUUAAGAUUUUAAAGAAAUAAAUUUUUGUUAACUA
Messenger RNA from Sitophilus oryzae (rice weevil), 1322 nucleotides. RefSeq lists its product as uncharacterized. The record is from RefSeq and is a predicted model, not a curated record. Lineage: Eukaryota; Metazoa; Arthropoda; Insecta; Coleoptera; Curculionidae. Bases 54 to 1253 code for a protein of 399 amino acids. The transcript has 2 exons.